Molecule: messenger RNA, 1380 nt
Organism: Rotaria sp. Silwood1
Lineage: Eukaryota; Metazoa; Rotifera; Eurotatoria; Philodinida; Philodinidae
Source: the annotation of a GenBank genome assembly
AUGAAGAUGAUUGACAAUGUCUUCAACAUAUUCAUUGUCUGUCAAAAAAAUGAUCACAUCAUUUUAAUUGUUAGUGGAAGAUUAGGUCAAAUUAUUGUUCCGAAAAUUGCUCAACUUCAACAAAUUAUUUUAAUUUAUGUUUAUUGUCAAGAUAAAAAAGCUAAUGAACAAUGGGGAAAACAAUUCUCUAAAGUAAAAGAUGUGAUUUUUCGAUUGGAUGAUUUAUUUCAUCAUAUUCAAGCUGGUCGAACACAAAUAAAGCAUCAUAAAUUUGAUGAAGAAUUACCAUUUUGUGCAUUUAAUUCGAAUAUUCUAAAUGAAGGACAAUCCUUAACUGAACUAAAUGGUCAAUUCAUACAUUUUCAACUAUUAAUUGAUUGUCUCAUUCGAAUGAAACCAUCAUUGAAUGAAAAGCAAGAAUUCAUUACCUAUUUAAAAGAAAAAUUUGAAAAAAAUUCUGAUGAAUUGAAGAUUGUAGAAGAAUUCGAACAUCACUAUUCACCUGUUCAAUCAAUAAAAUGCCUCAAACUUAAAAUAACUGACUCGUUUACUUCAAAUAACUCUUGUAAUGAUUAUAAGAAAGUUCGUUUUACCAUUGAUGCAGAUCCUCGAUUGGAAAAUACUAAAGCUUUCAACAAUAUAACUUCAUUGAGUUAUUACAAACACGAAGAAGAAAUACUUUUCAUGAUUGGAUCAAUUUUUCAAAUUAUGGAGAUGAAACGUGAUGAUAGUGGACUUUGGAAUAUUCUUUUAAGAUUAUGUUCUAAUAAUGAUAAAAACCUACAAUCACUCUUUGAAUACAUGAAACAAAAAUUAGGUAAUGAAGAAACAAAUUUGUAUAUCUUUGCAGAUGUCCUACGCGAUAUGGGUAAAUUGAGUUAUACUGAAAAAUAUUAUUGUUGUUAUCUUGAUCAAUUAUCUGCUAAUCAUCCCCAUAUUGCAGCAUGUUAUCAUGCCUUAGGAAUAGUGACAAACCAUCGAGAUGUAGCUAUGUGUCUUAAUAAUAUGGGUAAUACUUAUCAAGACGAGAAACAACACUUGAAAGCAUUAGAAUGUCAUAAAAAAGCAUUAACUAUUCGUCAGAAUCAUUUUCCUGAGCAUCAUUCUGAUAUUGAUGUAUCACACAAUAAUCUUGGUAAUAUUUAUGUUUGUCUUGAUCAACAUGAUUUGGCAUUGCAACAUUACACUUCAUCAAUCAAAAUCUAUGAGAAAUCUCUUCCUCUUUUCCAUAUUCGCUUUGGCAUGACAUAUGAGAAUAUGGGUCUCAUUUAUGAACAUCUAGAUGAUUUUGAAAAAGCACUAUCCAAUUUUAAAAAAGCAUCCGAAAUCUAUCGACGAUCAUUACCUCAUACAGAUUCCAAUGUGAUUCGGAUUAAAUAA